Fragaria vesca subsp. vesca is the source of this 1469-nucleotide messenger RNA. RefSeq names its product nucleoporin seh1-like. The record is from RefSeq and is a predicted model, not a curated record. Gene Ontology annotation, molecular function: UDP-glycosyltransferase activity; protein binding. NCBI's taxonomy places the organism in Eukaryota, Viridiplantae, Streptophyta, Magnoliopsida, Rosales, Rosaceae.
CCCAACUAUUUUCUCUGCCGUGUCUAACCCGACCCGACCCCUUUUUUGGUACCCAAAACCCUCUUUAGUUUCUCUCCUCCUCCGAUAUAUAAUCGACGCCGGCACAGUCCUCGGAGCUCCACGCACUUUGACGACCGACCAAGAUGGAGAAAUCUCUAGUGACCCUCGAGAAAGGAACCACCUGCUCCUCUUGGAACUACUCCGGCCAGAGACUCGCCACCGGCUCCCUUGACGGAACUCUCACCAUCUUCGACUCCCCAACUUCUUCUUCCUCUUUCUCCUCCUCCUCAAAACUCAAGGUGCAUCACGCUUCCGGCGUUGUGAAGGUUGUUUGGGUUCCGCCGCAGUUCGGUCACGCCGUGGCGUGUGUUUGUGCUGAUGGAACAUUGUCUUUGUGGGAAGAGACUGUUGAAGACGCACAACCUGUUCAAUGGAAGCUGUGCAAAAGCUUCAAAAGUGAUUCAGCUCAGAUGCUAGAUGUUGAGUUUGGAAGUUCGUCGUCGAGUUUGAAGAUGGUAACCGCGUAUUCAGACGGCAGUGUCAAAAUCUAUGAACUACUCGAUCCCUUGGAAUUGAAGAACUGGCAGCUGCAGGCAUCUAUAUCAUGGAACCCAAGAGGAGGAGAAAGCCAGGAAACAAGUUUUGUUUUGGGUUUUAAUUCAGACACACAACAACUUAAUUCCUCAAAGGUAUGGGAAUUUGAUCAAGCUCAUCAAAGAUGGCUUCCAGUUGCAGAAUUGGCUUCUCCUGAUGAGAAGGGUGUUCAGGUCUAUGCUGUUGCUUGGGCACCAAACAUUGGCAGGCCCUAUGAGGUCAUUGCUGUUGCCACUCACAAGGGAAUAUCAAUAUGGCAUCUUGGAUUAAACCCUGACUCAGAUGGAAGGCUCUCUACAGAGAAAGUUGCACAACUUACUGGUCACAAAGGCGAGGUCUGGCAACUGGAGUGGGACAUGAGUGGAAUGACAUUGGCGUCCACUGGGAGCGAUGGGGUAGUACGGUUGUGGCAGUCUAAUUUGAAUGGCGUUUGGCAUGAAGAAGCUACACUGGAACCCGCUUCCUAGUUCUUCCCUUCCCUGCUACAUUUUAGAGUUGCAAUUUCUAAGAUCGAGGAUUAGAGAUUCUGUCUUUGCACAUUCGUUCAAGUCGAUCAAUAUCAAAAUGUGGUCUAUAUUCUUGGUGUGUCUCACUAUCACUCUUAUGGAAAGAUUGGAUGGUAGAAGAUUGAUGCUCAUGAAGUUAUUCAAUUACGUGCCGUGGAUGAAUGCAAUUCAAUAUCAACUACUUUUAUACGUUAUAAUGAUCGUAUCACUUGUUGAGAUUGAAAUUAGCCGAUCAAUAAAUUUCUUAUUCAUGUGGAGUGGAACAAAUGCAUUACAUGCUUCAGCGUGCGUGUAACACUUCAGACCAGAAAACCAAAAAAAAAAAAAAAAAAGACUUCAGCGUGCGUGUAACACUUGAGACCAAGAAAA